GAAUCCAUCUGUGCCUCACUAGGAAUGAGCCUUUUGUGUGCUGGGAAUGUGAUUGCCUUGCAAAAUUCCACCUGAUCUGGGUGAUGAGUUUCUACAGGAACAGCACUGAGGAUGGAUUGGAAAGGAAGAUCCCCUAAAAGGGGAGCUCCUGCUUCGUGCCCUACAGCCAGAAGAGGGUUAACAAGGCACACAGCUCCUGUGCAGGCAGCGUGUGUACUUGGCAGUGAGAGAUGUGCUACAGAGUGAGAGGAGGAGUGGAGCAGCUCUCGGCUCUGUUUGCUGCCUGUCACUGACCUCACAUCUCUGGAGCUGGUGUCCUGUUCACAGCGAAGGGUCCCCUCCUCCUGAGCCCGUAUCCUGCCUCUCUGGAUGGGGAUCUUCCCUUCGCAUGGUGGCGUCUGACUCUGGCUGCUGCUGUGAGAUGCUGGUGCUGGCUGGCUGAUGAAUGAGUGCCCCUCCGAGCAGAGCCAGCUCCACGCCGCUCCAUACUUGCUUCGUCUCUUGAGAAGACCACAGCUGAGUUUCCCAGCACAGCCCCAGGAGGUUUUUUCCUGAACCAACGUUAGGCAAAGAGGACAGAAAGCAAAGGAAAAAACAAAACAAACAAACCUGAAAGUGAGCCAAGCUGUUGCAAGCAACCCUUGUGUUGGUGCUAAACCUACUGCUUUGAGAGCCGGGGCAGGGGAGGGACCUUGUUUUGCAGAGAGGGGAAGGACAAAAGAAACUUGAAACUGGCUUCCCUUGUGGCAUGUCUGUCCUGAGCACCCCUGCCUGUUAAAUGAAAGCACCUGAGCACCAGGAGGCUUCCUGCGAGAGAGGGAGGGCGAGAGCUGGACUGCGGGAGGGAGGGGAAGGGCGAGCUGUGGUUUUUGCGGUGUGGUUUACACGGAGAUCAGAGCUAGCGUGCCUGGGGGUGGGAGCAGGAGGAGAAAGGGCAUCUGAUGCCAGCCGCCAACAUGACAGAAACCCUGCAGCUCCCUGCACUGCAAGUCCCAGAGCAGCAGGUGGUGGAGGGCGGCCGUGCCUGGUCCAGUUCGUCCACCCCCACCCUGCGCAGGAAGCGCUUCAAGAUGAGGCGGAUGAAGAAUGUGCAGGAGCAGAGCCUGGAGGCCAGCAGGUAUCAGGAUUCUCCUUCCUCCAGCAAGGAAUACCUGCAGCUCCCCUCCAUUGAGAUCACCCCGUCCAGUGACGAGGACACCCCCUGGUCCAACUGCUCCACACCCAGUGCCUCCCCGCGGCGCAAGCGCUUCCUCCUCCGGAGGUGGCUGCGUGUGAGAGAGAAGAAGGAGUACAGUGAGAGCAGGGAAACAGACCUGUACGACUCCUGUGCAGCGGAGGCUGAAGCAUUUUGUCUAGUGGUUCCUCCACCAAGCCCUGCACGCAGUCAGCAGAGCAGCCAGCAAAGCAGCCACGAUGAUGACUCGUCUCGAUUCCUGAGCCCUCAUAUGCGUGACGACAGUACUGCCAGUAACUCAAACCGCAGCACGCCUGCCUGCUCCCCCAUCCUGCGCAAACGCUCUCGGUCCCCAACACCGCAGGACUCCCAAGGAGACACCAUGGUGGAAAAAGGCUCAGACCACUCAUCAGACAAAUCCCCUUCCACGCCAGAGCAGGGUGUACAGCGGAGCUGUUCCUCUCAGUCAGGCCGCAGUGGGGCCAAGAACUCCAAGAAAAGCCAGAGUUGGUAUAAUGCGCUCUGUUAUUUGCAGGUGUUGAGUCCAACCUACAAACAACGGAAUGAAGAUUUCAGGAAACUCUUCAAGCAUCUACCCGACACGGAGCGUCUCAUUGUAGAUUACUCAUGUGCACUACAAAGAGACAUUCUCCUGCAGGGCCGCCUCUACCUCUCUGAAAACUGGAUCUGCUUUUACAGCAACAUCUUCCGCUGGGAGACAUUGCUGACAGUUCGCUUGAAGGAUAUCUGCUCGAUGACCAAGGAAAAAACAGCACGGCUCAUUCCUAAUGCCAUCCAAGUUUGCACUGACACUGAAAAGCACUUUUUUACUUCCUUCGGGGCUCGAGACAGGACGUACAUGAUGAUGUUCAGACUCUGGCAGAACGCUCUCCUUGACAAGCCUCUCUGUCCAAAGGAGCUCUGGCACUUUGUCCACCAGUGUUAUGGGAACGAGCUAGGUCUGACCAGCGAUGAUGAAGAUUAUGUGCCUCCUGAUGAUGACUUCAACACAAUGGGCUACUGUGAAGAAAUCCCUGUGGAAGAGAAUGAAGUCAAUGACAGCUCCUCAAAGAGCAGCAUGGAGGCCAAGCCAGAAGCUAGCCCUCAGCUGCCAAAGAAAUCUGUCACUGCCAGCACGUUGACAUCUACAGGAAGCAGUGAAGCACCAGCCUCGUUUGAUGGGGUGCUACCAGAAGAGGAGGAGGCAGUAGCAGAGAGUCCUGUGGAAAAAGACCUCGGCAUUGCAAAUAUCAUGGGAGAAAAGAUAGAGAUCAUUGCUCCCGUGAACUCCCCUUCCCUGGACUUCAAUGACAAUGAAGACAUUCCCACGGAGCUCAGCGACUCUUCUGAGACCCAUGAUGAAGGUGAAGUCCAGGCCUUUUACGAGGAUUUGAAUGGCCGUCAGUACGUGAACGAAGUGUUCAACUUCAGCGUGGACAAACUGUACGACUUGCUUUUCACGGACUCUCAGUUCCAGAGAGACUUCAUGGAACAGCGUCGGUUCUCUGAUAUUAUCUUUCAUCCUUGGAAGAAGGAGGAAAAUGGCAAUCAGACCAGAGUGAUCCUCUAUACCAUUACCCUCACCAACCCCUUGGCCCCCAAAACUGCCACUGUCACUGAGACGCAGACAAUGUACAAAGCCAGCCAAGAAAGCGAGUGCUACGUCAUAGAUGCAGAGGUGCUAACUCACGAUGUCCCCUACCACGAUUAUUUCUACACCAUUAACCGCUACACGUUGACUCGUGUUGCCAGAAACAAAAGCCGACUCAGGGUUUCCACAGAACUACGUUACAGAAAACAGCCGUGGGGGCUGGUGAAAUCCUUCAUCGAGAAAAAUUUCUGGAGCGGCCUAGAAGAUUACUUCCGUCAUUUGGAAAGUGAACUGACCAAAACCGAGAGCACAUACCUGGCCGAGGUCCACCGACAAUCCCCCAAAGAGAAAGUGAGCAAGCAAUCAACCGUCCGCCGGCGGAAACGGGCCCAUGCCCACCUACGGGUGCCACACUUGGAGGAGGUGCUGAGUCCCGUCACCACCCCCACGGACGAGGAGGUUGCUCACCGAAUCAAGCAUGUGGCAGGUUCCACUCAGACACGGCACAUCCCUGAGGAGAGCCCCAGUGGCUUCCACCUGCAGAGUGUCUCCAAGCUGCUCCUCGUCAUCAGUUUUGUGAUCUGUUUCAGUCUGGUGUUGCUGGUCAUUCUCAAUAUGAUGCUGUUCUACAAACUCUGGAUGUUGGAGUACACUACCCAGACGCUCACAGCAUGGCAGGGCUUGCGGCUCCAGGAGAGGUCAGGAGCUGGCUGGGCAGGGCAGAUGCAAGCCCUCAAGCCCUGGACAGGAGGAUCCCCAGGCCUGGCUGCCCAGAGCUGCCACACAGGGCCACAGGCAGGUGACCGCAGCGUGCCUGGCAGGUUACCCCAAUCUCAGACAGAAUGGGCCCAGUUACUAGAAUCUCAGCAGAAGUAUCAUGACUCAGAGCUACAAAAAUGGCGCGAGAUCAUCAAAUCCUCCGUGAUGCUUCUAGACCAGAUGAAGGAUUCACUAAUAAAUCUCCAGAAUGGCAUCGGGUCCCGGGACUUCGGGUCAGAUCCAGAAGAGAAACGGAAACGUUUCCACUAACAGGCAGGAAUGCAGGAGGCCAGAGGACGGUGUGCAAUAUGUGUAAAUAGGAUAUAUAAAUAUAUAUAUAAAUAUAUAUAUAUACAGAAUAUAAAUAUAUAUAUUAUAUACAGAUUUUAAGAGAAAAAAAAAAGCCUACGUAUCGCGAGGAAGGACUGACCUCCAAACACUGGUUGAAAUGGAGCGUCUCGGUGGUAGUGUGGGGUGUGCGUGUGUGUGCGUGUGGGAGGGCUGUGCUCUCCUGGCACUGAGGUGCGCUUAGGGAUGCACCCUGUGUGCUACCCUGGGCUUUUGCACCACUCUUCUGUAAUACUCCUGGCUGUCUGUUCGUCUGUCUGUCUGUUUUGUUUUUGUUGUUUCAAAGGGAAGCAUCAGAGCGAAUGCCCCUCCCCUCCCUGCGCAUGAAGGUCCCUGACUGACUCUGUGUAUCUACACGUAUAAAGGGAACACUGUCAACUUCUUACCUUGCUGGCUUCAGGACAGAGAGGUUUUGGCAAUCACCAUCAAUCCCUCACAAAACUACUCCGUGUUUGGAGAGGAGGCCUCCAGAGGAAUUGCUCUAGGUCUGUGGAGAGCAGGUCUCACUGGCAAUCAGCCUUAUGGCUCUUGGAGCAGAAAUGCAAUUUGCUGUCGUGCUGGUCAGCCUGGUUCGGAGAGCAAAGCACAGAAUGUAAAUAAGCCUGAAAAGCUUUCUCCAAACACCUAGUUUGCCUCCUCCUGCUAUUGAUACUGCAUUAAUUGCCAAGGAGAUGGUGGGAAGGGGGAGAAUCUGCCCCCAUGGUGCUCAGAUGGAGGAGAGCCACGCUGCAGAAAGCACACUUCCAUCUGUUUUGACAGUGUCCCCUUUACGUUUUCUGUGGUUCUCUGCUUUUUGUGUGCUUGGGCCCCUGCCAUUAAGCCAUCCCUGUGCUGAAGAUCUACAUCGGUGCUGAUAAGGGCUGUCUGUGUGACUUCUCACAACAGGGGGAGUGCCCCAACUUAAAAAACAAAAUCAAAACGAGUAUUUCUAUGCGAGCCCUCCUUUCUGCCAAACCACGUGCUAUUAGCACAGUGUGGAGUGGGAAAGCUAAGGGAACUUAGCAGAACCACUCCUGCCAUCCUGCUUAGCAAGUUUACCUCUUGCUCCUAGUCUGAGAGACCACUUUGCUCAUACCUCUUAGCCCUGACUUUUACUUCUAAUCCAUGUGGGAAAGCAUUAGGUAGAAAAGAAAAAUAUCCUUUCCUUUAGCAAUGACAACAAAAGAACACCUUUGCUUUGGAUCCUUAUGGGCAAGCUAUAACAGCAAAGCCUUCAUCAGUCCUCAUAGAGGUUAGGAAGAGUCACAGGGACCAAAAAAGAAAAGAAAAAAGGGACUAAAAAGGGACUGUUAGGGGGUGCAGGACAGACUGGGGGAUGUCCACACUGUAAGGCAUCUGACUGGGCUGUCUCCUAAGCUGCACAGCAAUGCAUCUGUUCUCUAAGCAAGUCAGGUGGUAGAGCUGCAUUAAAGACAUUGUGUGUUUUUACUACUUGUGGGGGAUAAUUCCAGAUUCCCUUUAGCAGCCAAAUCAGAAAGAAUGGCAGAGAGAUUGUGAUGUGCAGUGUAAAGAAGCCACUGUGAGUGGGUGGGAUGCAGGGUGCUUGAGUGGCUGAUUAAUAAAUGCUUUCUCAUCUUACCUGGCUAGGUAGAUUAGGUGGUAUGGGAGACCCUGAGUCUUCAUCAUUACUCAACACCAGGAUUUUUCCACCUUCUAAAUGGCAGGAAGGACUCAGCCGCAUAUUCCCCACAUGCAGAUGGUGCGGUUCUAGCUCGUCCACUGUCUUUUGCUCUAAUUGGCACUGAAAGAGCAGGGGACAUAAGGGUGAGUAACUGGUUUAUGUAUCUUUGUACCAGAAACACUGAUCCACACAGCUGGGGAAGAAAACGAGUCUAAGGAAAACCCUUACAAGCUCCCUCAGCCCAACCAGGGAAAGGUACCAUUGGCAGAAGUAACCCACUGAUUUCUCCCAGCCUGCCUAAGAUUUUUCAUGACCAAAUUCUAAACACGUCCCACGGACGAAGACUCACAGUUGAAGGAGUGUGGAUGAAGGCAGGUUACUGAAUGCACAUUUAAGGGUGUGAAAGGUACAACUGGCAAAAAAAAA
This is a messenger RNA of Anas platyrhynchos (mallard), 5919 nucleotides long. NCBI's taxonomy places the organism in Eukaryota, Metazoa, Chordata, Aves, Anseriformes, Anatidae. The record is from RefSeq and is a predicted model, not a curated record.